AAUAAUUACAUGUAAGACAUUUUAAUUAAUUUCCCAAAAUUAAAAAAAUCAUCAACAGCAAAAGCAAAAUUCUAUCAAGUUACAAAAACUAUGAUUACAUUACAUCAGCAAAAAAUCUAACAUUUGAUCUGAUGAAUGGGGUAGAAACGAAGGCAUAAGAAAGAGAGAAAAUGACAGACAAAUCAGACCAUUUAGUCCAAGUUUCAAAACUUGGCACAAAGGAGAUAGGGACAAAGAAACAAAAGAUAGAUAGAUGAAAUAGAUAGAGUGAAAGAAAAAAAAGGGAAAAAAUCUUUGUUCAAAAGUCAUAAUCUUAUUCUUCUUCUUCUUCAUAAAAACCUUCUUUAGAUCUUAUUUUAAACAAACCAGACAUAAACUACCCAACUCCUCCUCGCUUUGUCUUCUUCUUCUUGUCAAAAUUUACUCCUUUUCUCCUAGUAAGAUUGUUGGCAACUGUGUCAAAUUGGGGUUUUUUUAUCAGACUAUCAUUUGCUUGGUUUUGUUUUUGGAACUUUAAAGAAAGGGUUAAGCAGAGAUGCCCAUAUCUGGGACUGGGAAUUUUCCUAGAGUUUUGUCGGGUUGCAUUUUCUUAAUGGCAGCAUUAUCUUGGAGAUAAAAAAGGAAGAGAAUAUGAGAGUGAGGAACAAAUACAGGAAAUCAACGGCUUUCCCUCUCAAUGUAGGGAACAGAUGCUCAAUGUCUGCUAUGCUGUGGAGCUUGGUGGGGUUUCUUCUAAUGCUUCAAGUGUACUCUCUUGUUAGUCGUAGAAAUGCAGUCAGUGGAGAUAUCCAAUUGCAUAUGAGUCGUCAUCCACUAGUCCGUGAACUUGAACAGGUGGAGGAGGAGAAUAUUCAAAUUCCCCCUCUGAGGGGAAAACGAUCUCCACGUGCUGCUAAACGAAGACCCAAGCGAACAACCACUCUGGUUGAUGAAUUUCUUGACGAGAAUUCCCAGCUUCGCCAUGUAUUCUUUCCACCUAUGAAAACUGCUAUAGACCCACUAAAGGACCCAGGAAAUGAUAGCUACUACUAUCAUCCUGGGAGAAUUUGGUUGGAUACUGAAGGAAAUCCUAUUCAAGCUCAUGGAGGUGGUAUGCUAUAUGAUGAAAGAUCCAGUACAAACUAUUGGUAUGGAGAGUACAAAGAUGGACCCACCUACCAUGCUCAUAAAAAGGGUGCAGCACGAGUUGACAUCAUAGGAGUUGGUUGCUAUUCUUCCAAGGAUUUGUGGACAUGGAAAAAUGAAGGCAUUGUGUUGGCUGCAGAAGAGACAAAUGAAACCCAUGAUCUCCACAAAUCCAAUGUGUUGGAGCGGCCAAAAGUUAUUUACAAUGAGAAGACAGGAAAGUAUGUAAUGUGGAUGCAUAUUGAUGAUGCCAACUACACUAAAGCUGCUGUUGGUAUUGCUGUUAGUGAUUACCCGACGGGUCCUUUUGAUUAUCUCCGUAGCCAAAGGCCCCAUGGAUACGAGAGCAGGGACAUGACCAUCUUCAAAGAUGACGAUGGUGUAGCAUAUCUAAUUUAUUCAUCCGAGGACAAUAGUGAACUUCACAUUGGACCACUAACUGAAGAUUAUCUUGACGUGAAGCCUGAUAUGCGAAGGGUUCUGGUUGGGCAGCACCGGGAAGCCCCAGCUCUCUUUAAGUACCAGGGGACUUAUUACAUGAUCACAUCAGGUUGCACCGGAUGGGCACCAAAUGAAGCACUGGCCCAUGCUGCUGAGUCCAUAAUGGGGCCAUGGGAGACAAUGGGAAACCCAUGCUUAGGAGGGAACAAAAUGUUUCGACUUGCAACCUUUUUUGCGCAGAGUACAUUUGUGAUUCCCUUGCCGGGGUUUCCAGGUUCGUAUAUUUUCAUGGCGGAUCGAUGGAAUCCAGCUGAUUUAAGGGACUCGAGAUAUGUCUGGUUACCUUUAAUAGUUAGGGGUCCUGCUGACCGGCCUCUUGAGUUCAAUUUCGGAUUUCCACUAUGGCCAAGAGUGUCAAUAUAUUGGCAUCGUAAGUGGAGACUUCCCCCGAGUUGGAGAGUGUCCAACUGAUUCUCAUUUUUCUUCUUGUCAAAUAUAUGGCUUUAUAGUAUUGUAUAUCAAGGCUCUUCACCUAUUCUUUCACUGGUUAGCAUUGUUGUCUCUUUGAUUUGCCAAGCCUUUUUUGAACUCACACACCUCAAUAAUUUGGUGUACAUGUUCAAAAUCUCCUGCACUGCCAGUGAACUUACAAAGUUUGUCAGUAGGUAAUAUUAAAUAUUAGCAUUUGAGGAUUAUAGUUUUCACAGAGAAUAUAAAUAUUUGUUUGAGACUUUGAGAUAUUUUUUCCUUGAUAAUUUACGCACAGUUCCUUAUGUUGGCCUUUUUAUUUUUUCUGUAAAAUUUAAAAAUUUUAAAUUGUAAUUACUUAAUUAUAAUGCAAU
This is a messenger RNA of Durio zibethinus, 2408 nucleotides long. RefSeq lists its product as uncharacterized. Gene Ontology annotation, molecular function: hydrolase activity, hydrolyzing O-glycosyl compounds. Lineage: Eukaryota; Viridiplantae; Streptophyta; Magnoliopsida; Malvales; Malvaceae. Gene Ontology annotation, biological process: carbohydrate metabolic process. The record is from RefSeq and is a predicted model, not a curated record.